CCAUCAGUGACCCCUGGCCUCUUCACUCCCUUCCACUUCUCCUCUGUCAACGGAAAAACCUCGUGCGUUGUCGUCGAUAGCGGCCUGGUGACGAACAAUCCGGCAACAGCUGCCGUCACGCACGUCCUCCACAGCAAGCGUGAUUUUCCGUCGGUGAACGGCGUGGAGGAUCUCUCAGUCCUGUCCAUCGGAAACGGAGCUCAGGCAAAGAGAAUGAACAACACCGGCGAGUGCUCGACGUCGACGGUGGUUGACAUUGCGCUCGACGACGUUUUCGAGAUUGUUGACCAGAUGCUAGAAAAUACCUUCUGUUGGAACUGUACGAACUAUGUCAAGAUUCAAGACGAGGAGAUCCUCCACGCUGUUCACCGACGGGAAAUCGCUCUUGUUGUGGAGGACGUGCGUGACGACAGCUAUCGGAUUGUUCAUCAUCAGGCUGCCGUCGACGGCGACGCACAAGGUUUUUCCGUCGACAAAGAAGAAGUGGAAGGGAGUGAAGAGGCUAGGGGUCGUCGACGGUGCGAGAUGCGGUAG
Molecule: messenger RNA, 534 nt
Organism: Glycine soja
Lineage: Eukaryota; Viridiplantae; Streptophyta; Magnoliopsida; Fabales; Fabaceae
Product: probable inactive patatin-like protein 9
Exons: 2
Source: RefSeq, a predicted model, not a curated record